Hydra vulgaris (swiftwater hydra) is the source of this 957-nucleotide messenger RNA. Its product is annotated as zinc finger MYM-type protein 5-like. NCBI's taxonomy places the organism in Eukaryota, Metazoa, Cnidaria, Hydrozoa, Anthoathecata, Hydridae. The record is from RefSeq and is a predicted model, not a curated record.
AUGGCUGAGAGAAAGAAGCCUUCAGGAGCUCAAUAUCGUAAACGAAAAGUUGAACAGCAGAGGGAACAAGAAAAACAGAAGGGUUCAUUGCUAAAGUUUAUAUGCCGACAAGACUCUACUAAAGAGGAUAGUAAUGGUGGACAGAUUCCCACUGAUAUGGAAGCUGAAGAAAUAUCUAAUGUUGUUGAUAAUGAUAAUGUGAUGAUGAGUGAAACACUUUCUAACUCAACAGUUCCCGUUUCCCAUGCAGAUAAUGGCCAAUUGAAUAAUUCUCUCGAGGAACAUGUACAGCAAGCAAGUGAAGAAAAAACGGAUAAUGUUAUUCCACAGGAUCCAGCACUUUGGCCUCUACUAAUUAAUCAUAAUACACGUGCAAUCAUUGUAGAACGUGGACCUCAGCAAAUAAAAGAUAUCAGUUUCCCAAAUGAUAAGAACAAUCGAAAGUUUUCAGUAUUUCACUACUUAAGAAAACUUUCUAAUGGAGAAGAAUUAUGUCGCAGCUGGCUCUUGUAUUCAGUAUUAAAAGACUCAGUGUUUUGUUUCUGUUGCAAACUGUUCAGUACGAAAGCAAUUGGCAUAUCAUCACUAACUCAUACAGGUUCAAAUGACUGGAAAAACAUGGCGGCAAUUCUUUCUUCCAACGAGAAAAGUCCUGAACAUUUGCAGAACUAUCAAAAAUGGAAAGAACUACAUCAGCGAUUACAGAGGGAUAGUACAAUGGAUGCAGAAAUUUUGCGCAAGAUGAAGAAUGAAGAAAAGUAUUGGCAGCAAAUACUAAAGCGUUUAAUAGAAUUAGUGAGAGUUUUGGGUGAACAGAAUCUAGCUUUUCGCGGUACAAAUGAAACAUUGUACAGUGCCAAUAACGGGAAUUUUUUAAAAUUUGUGCAAUACUUGGCCAUUUUUGAUCCAUUAAUGAACGAACAUCUACGAAAGAUAUCAAAUAAAGAGCUUCAAUGA